ACAACUCGUCCUCUUCACGUAUCCAUGUGACUCGAGAUUUGUUCUCUUUCUCAAUUUCCCGCGAACGCGUUGCGUCCUUUGCUCUUCUGUUUGAAACACGCGCCAUCUGCAAAAUACUCCCUCCCUUUCUCUCUCUCUCUGGGGAGACGAUGGAACCGGACGAUCUGAAACCGAGCGACGGGUUCUCGAGGACCAUCUGCGCCAUAUGUUUCGAGGAGCUCAGGCCCGUAGUCGAAGAUCUCCAGUCCAUCUCCCUAUGCGGUCACGUCUUCCACGAGCUUUGUUUGCAGCAGUGGUUCGAAUACUGCCCAUCGGGAAAGAAAAACACCUGCCCGUUGUGCAAGCAGCAGUGCUGUCAGAAGAGCGUCCAUCGCCUCUACUUCCAGUCGCUUGGCGAACCCACGCAGGCGCCGGAGAAAUCUCGCUGUUUUGAUGCGUCCCCAGAUGAUGUUAUUGCACUGCGAGGGGAAUUGAAGAAAUUGGGGGGACAGCUCGCUGAGGUGAAUCAGGCAUUUGGGCAGCAGAAGCAGCGUUUGAAGGAGUUGAUGAUAGAGCUAUCCGUGGCUAAAGACAGAGGUGCAAGGGAAGAGGCUCUGAAGGUGGAAGCUGCAAAGGAGAAAACAUCUCUUCAGCAGCUUCUCAAGAGAAAGACAGACGAGCUGGCGCAGUCGAGUGUGGAGUGCUCCAAAGCACAGGAGAGGAGUUUAGCUCUAGCAAAGGAGCUUGCUGCACAUAAAUUGAUGUUGAAUUUGGAUCUUGACGAGCAAGAGAUAACUAGACUGACAUCUAUUGGUCAUGGGACGAAUAGCGAAGACGUCAUAAUUACCUUGAGAAGGUCUCUAAUACUUCGCAACAAGAGUUAUAAAGAAUUGUUGGCUCAAUGCAACCUUUUGGGAAGAGAAGGGCAAAGUUCACAAAAGAAACUUGAAAAGGCCGUGAAAAAGAUAGAAAAAUUGAAAGAAAGAGUGAAAGAACUGGAAAGGACCAUUGAGGAUGAGGGAAAUGAUUCCUUGAGGAAUUUAAAGUUGAAUUCAUCUAAAAGAUUUCGUGCAGAAGGCUUUGAUGAAUAUGGUGUCAAACUUUGCUUUAGUGACUCAAAUAACUGCAAUUUAAAAGCAAAAGAAAAAUCUGGUGAUGUUGGUCAACAACUGCUAUCCACUUCCUCUUUGCCAAGUGCUAGCUCAGACACAGGUUUCUUAUUGCCAAGUCCAUCAUUUAAUGUAAAUGAAAAUGGUUUUCUUCCCAAGUAUCAAAACAGCUCCAGUCCUAAAGCUUCAAAAAGGGAGAUGGUCCAUAUCGAAGUGGAAGAACCUGCUCUACAGACUGAGAUGGCUACUGUUGAUUAUUCUAUCAUUGGGCUUGGAAAGUCAAAAACAGAACUGAAAAGCUGCAUGGCAUUCCAGUGCUCCAAGAAGCCUGAAGAUUCGAAUCAGUUGUCAGCAGUUGAAACUAAUGCUGACAUGGAUUUGUCAGGACGGACUGACACGAGAAAGUCUGUGCCUGUUGAAUUAAUGGAUCUGGCUUGUACAAAUGAUACAAAUAGUAGGUCAAAUAAUCAGAAUGAUGCAAGUUUGCUAAUUACUUUGGAUGAUGAAAGUUUUAUCCCGAUUGUGAAGGAAAAGGCAACAUCUCAUACUAAUUCUGUUACACACACAGUUGAUCAAUGCUUUCCUAGUGGACUUUUCGGAUCUAACAUAGCAAGCAGACCAACAGGAAAAUGGUGCAGGCAGGGCCAAAUGGCUCCAAAAGAUCCUCCUGCUGUAGGACAGUUGAUUGCUGUUGGUGCGGAUGGAAGAGGGGGUAGAAUCAAGGUGUUGAGAAGCCAAAACCAGUCAUUUGCACGGAAGCAGAAUCUUUUUGGAAUGAGACAUUCUAAAAAGUGGGCAGAAGUAACAAAGCAAAACGGGCAGGCUCAAGGAUGCCUGCAAAUCGAGCAUUUUUUUGAGAAGACAGGGAGCUGAGUUUCUCCAGAUAUUUUUAGGUGACUAAACUUUUGUACUUGGAAGAAAGAUGUACACAAGGAAGAGGGCAGAAUGCAGCAUUUAUUUUUCAUGGUCUUGAGGACUAGUUGUUAGACUAGCAUUCAGAAACAUGCUUGUCAGCACAGUUUCUGCUUUUGCUGGAGGGAGGUUUUUCUCAGCCUUCCCUAUUUUUGUCUUUAAUCCUUCUAUGGAAUACUAUUGUUUCAGCUGUCUUGCAUGUAAUUAUGUCUAUAGUUUGUUUUGCUAGCU
This is a messenger RNA of Nymphaea colorata (pocket water lily), 2231 nucleotides long. RefSeq lists its product as uncharacterized. Bases 150 to 1961 code for a protein of 603 amino acids. The record is from RefSeq and is a predicted model, not a curated record. The transcript has 11 exons. Gene Ontology annotation, molecular function: zinc ion binding. NCBI's taxonomy places the organism in Eukaryota, Viridiplantae, Streptophyta, Magnoliopsida, Nymphaeales, Nymphaeaceae.